Molecule: messenger RNA, 610 nt
Organism: Scutellospora calospora
Lineage: Eukaryota; Fungi; Glomeromycota; Glomeromycetes; Diversisporales; Gigasporaceae
Source: the annotation of a GenBank genome assembly
GCCUACAAACAACAGCGGAACUGUAAAUGAAAUCGGCUCUUUGAUUAGAGAAUCAUCACCUUCUUCUCAAUUAAGGAAAAGGAACCUAAAUGAAGACAUACCAUCAACACCAACAAAAAAGAUUACCGAAAAUGAACAUCGAUUUCACUAUUUCGAUUCUUUGAUAAAACGAUUUUUUUGUGAGGACUCAAAAAAUUACGAAGUAAAGUUAGAUAAAAGGGUUAAUAGUUCACUUAAAAGACCAGAUUUCAGCUGCAGGAUCAACGACAUUUGUGCAAAUUCUGGUUUAUUUAAAAAUAAAUCUACAACCGGCACCGCCAUUAAGCAUCAAAAUAUUCCUGUUCCUGCUUAUCUUGAAACAAUUGAUCCAAAAGAUUAUUUUGAAAGACUAAAGCAUAACAAAUGUCCGAGCUCCUUCCCAUCCGAAAAAAUUAGGCCUCCUGCACCUCCUACACUAAAUAAUAAAUAUACAAAACAAAAAUUUUUUUUGGAGUCAGAAAUCUUCACCACCACUACAACUAGACAAUUCAAGUUAAUAGAAACUACCAGCAUUACUAGCAGUAAAUUCUUUGAUAGUGAGAACAAGUCUAAGAUAGAAAUACAACCUAGA